Molecule: messenger RNA, 1812 nt
Organism: Papilio machaon (common yellow swallowtail)
Lineage: Eukaryota; Metazoa; Arthropoda; Insecta; Lepidoptera; Papilionidae
Product: peroxisomal N(1)-acetyl-spermine/spermidine oxidase
Exons: 2
Coding region: 232-1812 (526 amino acids)
Molecular function (GO): polyamine oxidase activity
Source: RefSeq, a predicted model, not a curated record
UUUUAUAUACUGUGGGGAAAAUAUAGCUAUUACGAUUCAUACAAGCCUUAAAUAAGAAUGUUGGCCAUUUAAGGUUAAAAAAAGAGGAUAAAUUUUGCCAUACAAUGUCACUCGGUUGUCUUUUCUAUAAAUACAACAACUUUACUUUUUUGCAAUAAUAGUUUCGGAAUAAAUAGCAAGAUUAAAAUGCAAUGGUGUUGUAAUUAAUCAAAGUAAUGAAAAUUUAACAAGAUGAAAUUAUCACGUGUAAAAUUGUUCUGUAACAAGGGUCUGUACAAGUUAUUUAUACUACCGAAGGAGUGGACAGUGAUCGUGACGGCAUGUCGAGCGAGGAGCACCGCCGUCACCACGGGGCAGGAACAGUGCUUUCUCGAUUCGUGCAGCAUAAAGCCAAGCAUUCGCGAACCGCGAGUAAUUAUCGUAGGAGCCGGAAUAGCUGGUCUUUCGGCGGCCCAUAGACUGACACAAUGCGGCAUAUGCAAUUUUAACGUUUUGGAAGCAAAAGAAAGGCCCGGUGGACGUAUUCACUCGUGUUGGCUCGGAGAUUCAAUCAUAGAAAUGGGUGCUGAGUGGAUUCACGGCGCUUGUUUACCCAAUUCUGUAUACACGCUAGCGUCACAAGAUCGGCUACUCCAAGCACCCUUACCUCGCCUGGACAAUUCCCGUGGUUUAUUUUGUACAAGCGAGGGGCGCGCCGUGGAUCUGCCGGUCACCAUCACUGCCUAUCACACAUUCAGACAAAUCGAGCAGCAGGCCGCUAAUUUGUUUAGAUUAGGCGGUGAGAAGAUGCACGGUACACUGCUUAACUUCUUCGGUUUGCGUAUACAACAAGAACUGUACAAUUUUCCCGAGGACCAAAGGUAUGACGCCGCUCGAGUAAUGUUUGGCUUGACUAAUAUUUUACGAAAUAGAUGCGGGGACGACUUGUCGCUCGUCAGUGCGGACCAAUACGGCAGCUACAUAGAACUGCCAGGUGGCAGCGUGCGCGUGCCGCUGGGGUAUGUGGGCGUGUUGGCGCCGCUGCUGCGAGGACUGCCGGACAAUAGUGUAAAGUAUAAUAAAGCCGUAAAUAUUAUACGAUGGGGUCGAGGCCAGGCGGGUACCGGCCGAGCUCUAGUCAAGUGUUGUGAUGGUGAAGAGAUCACAUGCGACUAUGUCAUCGUUACCGUUUCCCUAGGAUGCCUUAAAUGUCAAGCGGAUAAGCUGUUUGCACCGCCUCUUCCUUCGUGUAAAUUGGAUGCUAUAUGUAGUUUGGGUUUUGGACUCAGUGACAAAGUAUUUAUGGAAUAUAAAGAACCGUUCUGGGUGUGCCAUGAGGGUAACAUGAAGUUAGCAUGGUCAGCCGAAGAAUUACAAUGCAGAAACGACUGGACGGAUGGAGUCUGCGCAAUCGACGAACUACCCGGCAGCAAACACGUUCUGUGUGCUUGGAUUUCCGGACAGGAGGCGGCUGUUAUGGAGUCUAAAGCCGACAUCGACGUUGUCGAAGGACUCACGAAGCUACUGCGACGCUUUACCGGAAACCCUUGCCUGCCAUACCCACAAAUGAUGUUGCGAUCCCGCUGGGCUUCAGAUCCGCAUUUCUGUGGAGCAUACUCAUACAUGAGCUGUUGUUCUAUGGUGAGCCACCAAUGUGAAUUGGGUAACCCGGUGCCGGGACCUUGUGACCCCCAACCUCCUAUACUAUUGUUCGCCGGUGAAGCAACUCUCCCUGGGUAUUUCUCAACUGUCCAUGGAGCAAGACUAAGUGGAAUUCGUGAAGCCGAGCGCAUUAUAUUGCUAACAAAAAAAUUCAAUGGUCCACCACCUUAA